AUGGCUUUGCUACAUCUGAUUACAGUGAAGAUCCGGUGUUAUUCUCAGGUUCAGAGGAAGUUAAGAAUCAUGUCAGACCACUCUGAUACGUAUUCGUACUCCACGGCUGUUGGUCGCGGACUGGGAAAUGCAUUUGCCACCUCUGGUGAGGGUCGCAUCACUGCGCUCAGAGUGUGGGAGCUAACCAACAAUUACAUAACUGGCUUUCAGCUCAAGUAUGACUACUACUGGCACCCGAUCGUCGGUCGUAAUGUUAGCAAUAUGGUGGAGAUGACGCUCUUUGAGGGUGAAACCUUUGUGCAGGUCUCUGGGAAGUACAACCCCAGCAACUACAUCUCUCAGCUGCUGUUUGUAACAAACAGGGGGCGCUCUCUCGUCGCUGGCCAACCCACUGGUUUCUCCUUCAAUCACUACCCGGCUCACAGCGUAGAAGAACUGAGGCUGCUAAGCGGCCGCGCGGAUAACAACGGCAUCACGGCUCUGGGAGCGCACUGGGGAACGCUGGACAGGAAUGAAACAGACUCCUAA
Chanos chanos (milkfish) is the source of this 528-nucleotide messenger RNA. RefSeq names its product zymogen granule membrane protein 16-like. The coding region runs from base 1 to 528 and encodes 175 amino acids. The transcript has 3 exons. NCBI's taxonomy places the organism in Eukaryota, Metazoa, Chordata, Actinopteri, Gonorynchiformes, Chanidae. The record is from RefSeq and is a predicted model, not a curated record.